This is a messenger RNA of Metarhizium brunneum ARSEF 3297, 1632 nucleotides long. Its product is annotated as Ferulic acid decarboxylase 1. Gene Ontology annotation, cellular component: cytoplasm. NCBI's taxonomy places the organism in Eukaryota, Fungi, Ascomycota, Sordariomycetes, Hypocreales, Clavicipitaceae. The record is from RefSeq and is a predicted model, not a curated record. Gene Ontology annotation, molecular function: carboxy-lyase activity. Gene Ontology annotation, biological process: cinnamic acid catabolic process; ferulate metabolic process.
AUGGCGUUCGUCUUCACCGGCAGAGUCAGUCGCCCAUCCGCGCACUUGCGCAUCCCGCGACCAUUCGCCAGGUCAGCAUAUCGCGCCCAAAGCACCACGUCUUCCCAGCCAGACCACGUCGCCGCACAGCUCGACUUUCGCACAUUCGUCGAUGUGCUCCGCGCCGACGGCGACCUCGCAGAGAUCAAUGACCAAGUCGACCCGCACCUCGAGGUCGGUGCCAUCGUUCGGCGUGUGAGCGAAGUCAACGGCAAAGCACCUCUAUUCAACAACGUAAAGGGGGCGAAAAAUGGCCUGUGGAGGAUAUUUGGCAACGCCGCGAGCCUUCGAAGCCGCGAGGAGGAAAAGUAUGGCCGCAUAGCCCGGUCGUUUGGCUUGCCGCCGGAUUCUAGCUGGAAGGCCAUUCUGCAGAGAAGCCAGGAGGCAAAGCGUCGGCCGCCGAUUCCGCCUCGCAUCCUGCCCACGGGACCGUGUAAGCAGCACAAGAUUUUCGGCGACGACAUUGAUCUGCACAAGCUGCCGGCUCCGAAGCUCCACCAGGGCGAUGCGGGCAAGUACCUGCAGACGUACGGGGUGCAUGUCCUCCAAAGCCCAGAUGGCAAGUGGACGAAUUGGUCCAUCUUCAGAGGCAUGAUUCACGACAGCAGACGGCUCGUGUGCCUCGUAGGAUCGGGACAGCACAACUCCGUCAUUAGAGACAUGUGGCUGAAGAAGGGCAAGACGGAAGUCUCGUGGGCGCUGGCGUUUGGCGUCCCGCCCGCGGCCAGCGUCGUGGCGGCGUGUCCUGUUCCCCAAGGCGUGUCGGAGGCCGAGUACGUCGGUGCCAUGGUCGGCCAGCCGCUGGACGUGGUGAAAUGUGAGCUGAGCGAUCUGCUUGUUCCUGCGAAUAGCGAAAUCGUCAUGGAGGGCACCUUUUCCUUCAAGGACAAGGCCCCGGAGGGUCCGUUUGAAGACUAUCUCGGCCUGCACUUCAGCGACGACCAGCAUAUGCAGCCGCUUUUCACGGUCAAUGCGAUAACCUACCGGGACGGAGCUAUCUUGCCGGUCUCUGUUCCUGGCAAAAUCACUGAUGAAUCUCAUGUGACGGCGUCCAUGGCUUCGGAGGAGCUCUUGGAGUUGCUCCGGCAGCAUGGGUAUCCCGUGAUCGACGCGUUCGCUCCGCUUGAAACCUAUGCGACCUGGUGUGCUUUGAAGGUUGACGUCAAGAAGCUUGCGGAGAUGCGCACAACGCCCGAAGAAUUUUGCAACAAGAUUGGCAAUUUGGCGUUUAAUGACAAGAGUUCCAUGUUGAUGAAUCGCAUCAUGCUCUUUGGGCACGAUGUAGAUGUUGGAAAUUUUAGGGAUAUCAUGUGGGCGUUGGCGACGCGCUGUCGCCCCGGGCAAGAUGAGUACGUAUUUGACGAUAUUCCCGUCCUCCCUCUCACGCCGUACAUGUCACAUGGAAGGGGGGAUCCGACCCGUGGUGGGAAGGUGGUGUCGGACUGUCUGUUCCCAAUGGAGUACGAGGGCAAGAUUAGCUUUAGGGGGUGUGACUUUGAGAGAAGCUAUCCAGAAGAGAUUAAGGAACGGGUGGGGUCAAACUGGACUGCGAUGGGAUUUGAUGAGGUUGAAUCGCUGUCCAGGUCGACAUGA